AUGGAUGCAGCCGAACUUAUUGUGCGAUUUACGAAAGAUUGUGAGUGCUUUGCUGCAAGGAUGAGUGUGCCAGGCCAGGUGAUUGAAGGAGACAUCCUAUCAUCAGAGGUCGGGCUAUCCGUCCGAGCGGCGGUCUCGCGAUCGAUUCCGCGCCUGCGCGUCGCCCCAGACCAGUACAAAGGCGAGCCAGCUCCCAAGCGGGCUGGCCCCGUCAAAAUAAUAGAGCGGACCCUCGCGAUACGGCCCACACUCGUCACUCCGAGCGGCCAGUCUCUUCUUUUUUCGGUUUUUGAGGAGUCGUCGAUUGAUUUAUUCGUCGAAAAUGUAGCUACAUGCUAUAUAGACGAAGGCGGCGGGAGUUCAGAGUCGCGAUCGGACAGCAGCGAGGACGAGGUGACCGAACACGUCCCCAGGGCCGCGCCCUCCGACAACAUGGCGGCUGCUAGGGCGCAGGUGCCGACGAUCAGCGUGACUCCGCACAGUCCAGGCGUAUUAGACGACAGUUUGCAGCAGUUGCGUAGACUGAACGCGGCUGUUCAACGCAUGAGAGCAGCGCCUCUACCUUUACUGGCCACAGGCACUAGCCGUCUGAGCACAUCGUGCCCCUCCCUUUGCAAGGAUGGAGUCGUCGAGCCGGAAUGUUCCUCACCAACUCAUCUCGACUUCUACCCGCAGAGUCGCAAGGGAAGCGGGGACGCGCGCCAAUGGGGCGGUUGGGGGGUGUGGGGGGCGUGGGAGAGGCGAGACGAGGGGCGGCGCAGUUCCUGGGCCGCCCUGGAACCUGGCGCUAGGCCGCCCGACGCGAGGAGGCAACGCAGCAACCUGAACGGGCACAGCGCUUCGUUGUCGUCGAUGGAGUCGGAGAGCGAGGUGCCGAGACCAGUCCGUCACUCGACGCACUCCCUAAACGACAACGAUCUCGCCAAGGACUUCGAGAAGGUGACCGCCGCGCUGCGGGCGGCAGCGGGGGGCGCGGGGGCGGCGGUGAACGGGGGGCGGUUGGCGGCCCGGCUGCCUCUACAGAAGUCCGUCUCUACGCCGAGCAUCGUAGCGGCCGUGCAGCCGCCGCAGCCCGCGCCUCAGGCGAACGCCCUGUCAGCCGGCGGUGCGAGCGAGACGGAGAGCGACGAAGAUAUGUCCGUCGCCACCGAGGGCGCUAUCGGCCAACUGCCCGGCAGGCGGAACAACGCACACCAAGAGCACCUCGGACUGGACCGGCUGACGUUCUUGGAGCAAGCCGCGUUCGACCAUCACGCCGAGAAGAGGCGGAAACGGGGAAGUCUGUUCUUCCGAAAGAAAAAGGACAAGUCGCGCAAAGCGGCGCACGUGUGGCAGGCGGCGGGCUCGGGCGGCCACUGCGACUGGUGCGCGCGCGCCGUCGGCGACAAGCCCGCCCUCUACUGCGAGAACUGCACGAUGACCGUUCACCAGAAUGUCUGCAAGGACUACAUCGUGGAAUGCAACAAGCCCAAAUCGUCAAAGACGUCAGUUGGCAAAUCGCUGAGCACGAAUAGCGGGAAAAGUUCGAAACGCAGCUCCGUUUCCGGACAAUCGCAGAAUGCCAACAGCACCGGCGUCUACGCGGAUGACAAAGAUGGCUCCGACCACAAGCACGAUCAGAGCAAUGCGUCCGACGACGCCGGCGCCACCGAAUGGGCGGAGGUGUACAUAACGGCCGACCAGCUGGGCGAGGAGGCGAUAGUCCUGGGCCUUGGCGCUUCGGAACCGGACACGUGGGCGGCAGGCGCCCCCAAGGGGCUCGCCAAAUCGCUCGGAGACAGGGAGACCAAACGCCAAGAGCACAUCUACGAGCUAAUACUGACUGAGAAACAUCACUGUCUCACAAUUAGGCUCAUGCAGAAGAUGUUCGCGGAGGGCAUGGCGCGCGCGGGCGGCGUGUCCGCGGCGCAGGUGGCGCGCAUGUUCCCGCGGCUGGACGAGCUGUGGGCGCUGCACGCGGCGCUGCUGGCGCGGCUGCGCGCGAGGCAGCGCGCCGCGCCGCGCGUGCCCUCCGUCGCGGACAUCCUGGCCGACGCGUUCGCGCCGCCGGCGCACCAGCGCCUCAAGGCGGCCUACGGUGAAUUCUGCUCCCGACACCGCGAGGCCGUGGAGGUGUUCAAAGAGUGCUGCACGAGGGAGCCCCGCCUCGCCCGCUUCAUACGCAAGUGCCAACAGAAUCCGCUGCUCAGGAAAAAGGGCGUGCCGGAGUGCGUUCUGUUCGUGGCCCAGAGGCUGACCAAGUAUCCCCUUCUGCUGGAACCGCUGCUGAAGACGGCCGGUGAUGACGUCACCGAGAGGGAGCUGCUUCAGAAAGCGCUGUGCGGCGUUAAGGAGAUAUUGGUGGACGUGGACAACCAGGUGGCGGCGAAGGAGCGCGAGGACAGGAAGCUGGAGAUAUACCACCGGAUCGAUGCGAAAUCCUUCGCAAACUUCCGCGGGCGCAAGUUCAAGAAGAGCGACAUACUGCAGGGCAACAGGAGUUUGAAAUUCGAAGGCGUGGCCACUCUGAUGCAGGGGCGCAGCAAAAUGCAGACCUUGCUGGUGAUCGUGCUAACGGACGUGCUCUUCUUCCUUCACGACAACAACAACAAAUACACGUUCUUCACGCCCGAGAAUAAGACCGGCGUUGUGUCGCUGUGGAAGCUGCUGGUGCGCGAGAAGGCCGGCGCCGAGGGCAAGGGCCUGUACCUGAUCUGCAGCGGCCCGGCCGAGCCCGAGAUGUUCGAGCUGAGGGUGCACCGGCCCAAGGACAUCGCCGCGUGGAUACACGCGAUCAGGGCAGCGGUGCAAAGCUGCCCCGAGGAGGUGGAGGAGUCGGAGGCGGGCGCCCAGGCCACGUCCGCCGAGGAGCGCCAGCGCCAGCUGGAGGCGCGCCACGAGAACAUAAGACUGAUUACCGAGGCAUUACGACUGAAGGACAGAGAGCACGCGGUCCUGCUAGAAGAGAAGAUGGCGUUACACAUGAAGAUGGUCGGCCAUAGCGGAUCUUCUACACUGGACGUGCCUCAUACUGGCGUGAGCGCGGUGUUCCCCGGCGGGCUGGUGUUCCCGGACUACGUGCGCCUGGCCGCGCCCACGCCCGACACGCACGCGCUCUGGCAGGAGGUCUGCCGGGUGGUCAAGGAGGCUCUGGAAGCGUCCAGCGGCACGUGGUGCGGCGGCAUCUCGCUGGGGCGCAGCACCAGCUCGGCAGGGGAGAGACACUCCGUCGCCUACCAGAGCCCCGCGCUGCCCCGGCGCGCAGACACUUUCGCGGGCUUCGACGCCGCCCGCCACAGAGGCGUGGCAGUCCGCCUGUCCACCGACACCCCCACCGAGCCAGCGGAGACGCGCCUGCUGGAUCAGAUCGGCGGCGACGCGGCCCUCAAACUGCAGCACGCCAUAUACACGCUCACUUGCAUCGUGUGGCAACAGCUUACGACUAUUCACAGCCUGGAGGCGCAGGUGUGCGCGUGGCGGUCGAGCGGCGGCAGCGCGGCGCGCACGCACGACGCGCAGCUCGAGGAGCUGCGGCACGCGCAGGCGCGGCUCACGGCGGAGCGCGCCGCGUGGGAGGCGCAGCGGGCGGCGGACCGCGCCGCGCUCGCCGACGGUGAGGGCGGGACGGGGCGAUGGGGGGCGUUGCAGCGACGGCAGCUGCAAGCGGCGCGCCAGGAGUUGGAGGAGCAGCAGAAAGACGUGGAGCAACAAAGGGAGCGGCUCUACCGCCGUCUGGAGAGGCUACAGCAACACGGUGGCUCACAAGAGGAAAUUGCGAGUGUCGGCACUCUGUCACCGGAUUCGAGCGUAAGCGAUAUAACUCGCCGGAAAGAGCCGAAAUGGCGAAGCAACCGCGGCUCGACCGGCUCCGAGUCGUCGGCGUCGGCGUGCAGCGCGCGCGGCGUCCCGCUGCCGCCGCCGCAGCUGCUCUCCGCGCAGAACGAGAGCCGCGCCACGGUGCGCGCGCCCGCCAUAUGCCAAAUGGUCAAGCAACAGCUGCCCUUGAAACUGGCCAGCGGUAAAAACCAACAAGCACCGCCCGGUUACCAUAGGUUGCACGAGUCGCCCAGCGAGCAAAGCCACGGCUUAGUGAUACACCAUACGCGUACCGGAAGCUCCCCCGCUCCGUUGCCAUCGCAGCAACAAUUAAAUAACAAAGCUACCAGGACCAACACCUACCCCAAACUGCCGGAGAAGUUCCGCGUGCGCACGCCCGAGUCGUGCGUCGCCCCCCCUCCCGCGGCCCCCGCCGGCCCCGCGCCCCCUCCCGAGGAGGAGGUCAUCUACUUC
Molecule: messenger RNA, 4269 nt
Organism: Iphiclides podalirius (scarce swallowtail)
Lineage: Eukaryota; Metazoa; Arthropoda; Insecta; Lepidoptera; Papilionidae
Source: the annotation of a GenBank genome assembly